UCCUGAAAGCUUCUAAAAGCUUCUUCUUCUUCUUCUUUGUUCUUGCUCCUUUCCCAGGCUUCCCAUCCCAAGCCAAGCCUGCUUCAACUUCCACUGAAUCGAAAAGUUAAGGUUAUAACACGCAACGGAAAAACCCUAGUUUUUGCUGUAGUUCGCAUUAUCAUGGCGAUCACCAGAGCCUCCUCCACUUCACGGCUCACAAGGUUGGGUCUCGCCGCUCUCAAGUCUCGCCGCCCGCUCUCUCGAGCCACCGAUAUUGUCCCCUCUGCCGGCCCUGCUCGGGAGGUGAAGCACCCGGCGGCGCCUCGAAUGUUACAGAAUGCUGGGAUUGCGAAACCGGCGUCCUUCAACGACGCUGUAUUUGGCGUAGUAUUUGGUCGUCGGUUGCACUCCUCGUAUCGCUCGUACUCCACAGCUGCCAGAUCUUCUCAGGUUAAUAAUUCAGAGUUCACUGAGAUGGCAUGGGAGGGAGUUGUUGGUGCUGUGGAUGCUGCACAGACUAACAAACAGCAAGUGGUUGAAUCUGAGCAUUUAAUGAAAGCCAUUUUAGAACAGAAGGAUGGUUUGGCUCGAAGAAUUUUCACCAAAGCUGGUCUUGACAACACAUCCGUUCUGCAAGCUACGGAUGAGUUUAUAUCUCAACAACCAAAGGUGACAGGUGACACAAGUGGUACAAGAUUGGGAUCACAUCUCAGUUCUCUAUUGGACAACGCAAGGAAGCAUAAGAAAGAAAUGGGAGAUGCCUUUGUUUCUGUGGAGCAUUUGGUCUUGGCAUUCUUUUCAGAUAACAGGUUUGGGAUCCAGUUAUUCCGGAACCUGCAACUCAGUGAGAAGGCUUUAAAAGAUGCUAUUCAAGCUGUUCGUGGCAGCCAAAGAGUUACUGAUCAGAAUCCUGAAGGCAAGUAUGAAGCACUUGAGAAAUAUGGAAAUGACUUGACAGAGCUAGCUAGGCGAGGUAAACUAGAUCCAGUUAUUGGCCGGGAUGAUGAAAUACGGCGGUGUAUCCAAAUAUUAUCUAGGAGAAGAAAGAAUAAUCCUGUCAUUAUUGGUGAACCUGGUGUGGGGAAAACUGCCAUUGCUGAAGGAUUAGCUCAAAGAAUUGUCCGCGGAGAUGUUCCUGAACCUUUAUUGAAUCGGAGGUUAAUUUCUUUGGAUAUGGGUUCACUGCUUGCUGGUGCCAAGUUCCGAGGAGACUUUGAGGAAAGAUUAAAAGCUGUCUUGAAGGAGGUUACAGCUUCAAACGGACAAAUUAUUUUGUUUAUUGAUGAGAUCCAUACUGUAGUGGGAGCUGGAGCUACUAGUGGAGCAAUGGAUGCUGGAAACUUGUUGAAACCAAUGCUUGGCCGAGGUGAGCUCCGUUGUAUAGGAGCAACCACUUUGAACGAAUAUAGAAAGUACAUUGAGAAAGAUCCAGCUUUGGAACGCAGAUUUCAACAGGUGUUCUGUGGCCAGCCAUCUGUGGAAGACACAAUAUCAAUUCUUCGUGGAUUGCGUGAACGGUAUGAGCUGCAUCAUGGGGUUAAAAUAUCAGACAGUGCCCUUGUUUCAGCAGCAGUUCUUGCAGAUAGAUACAUAACAGAGCGCUUUUUACCUGAUAAAGCCAUUGAUCUUGUUGAUGAAGCUGCUGCAAAGCUAAAAAUGGAAAUUACUUCUAAGCCUACUGAGUUGGAUGAGAUAGAUAGGGCUGUGCUAAAGCUAGAGAUGGAGAAAUUGUCUCUGAAGAAUGAUACUGAUAAAGCAUCCAAAGAAAGGUUAACAAAGCUGGAGAGUGAUCUUGAGGUGCUUAAACAGAAACAAAAAGAGUUAACUGAGCAGUGGGAACGUGAGAAAGUUCUCAUGACUCAGAUACGGUCAAUUAAAGAGGAGAUUGACAGAGUGAACUUAGAGAUGGAAGCUGCUGAACGUGAGUAUGACCUAAAUCGUGCUGCUGAGCUCAAAUAUGGGACGCUAAUGUCUCUCCAACGCCAACUAGAAGAAGCUGAAAGAAACCUUGCUGACUAUCGAAAAUCUGGAAGUUCUUUGCUAAGGGAAGAGGUUACUGAUCUUGAUAUUGCUGAAAUUGUAAGCAAGUGGACUGGCAUACCUUUGUCUAACCUCCAGCAGUCAGAGAGAGAUAAGCUUGUCAUGCUUGAACAAGUUCUCCACAAGAGGGUGGUUGGCCAGGAUAUGGCAGUGAAAUCAGUUGCUGACGCAAUUCGACGCUCUAGAGCUGGACUGUCUGAUCCAAACCGUCCUAUAGCGAGCUUUAUGUUCAUGGGACCUACUGGUGUUGGUAAAACUGAGCUUGCAAAAGCCCUAGCUGGGUACCUUUUCAACACUGAAAAUGCUCUUGUGAGAAUUGAUAUGAGUGAGUACAUGGAAAAACAUGCAGUUUCUCGUUUGGUUGGUGCCCCACCUGGAUACGUUGGUUAUGAAGAAGGUGGUCAACUCACUGAAGUAGUCCGCCGAAGGCCUUAUUCCGUUGUACUCUUUGAUGAAAUCGAGAAGGCACAUCAUGAUGUUUUCAAUAUUCUGUUGCAGUUGUUGGAUGAUGGGAGGAUCACUGACUCACAAGGGAGGACUGUUAGCUUCACAAAUUGUGUUGUAAUAAUGACAUCAAACAUUGGGUCCCACUAUAUACUUGAAACUCUUAGAACUGCACAUGAAGGCCAGGAAGCUGUUUAUGAUGUGAUGAAAAAACAGGUUAUUGAAUUGGCUAGGCAAACUUUCCGACCAGAGUUCAUGAAUCGGAUUGAUGAAUACAUUGUUUUCCAACCUCUCGACUCCAAAGAAAUCAGCAAAAUUGUUGAGAUUCAGUUGAAUCGGGUGAAAGAGAGGCUCAAACAGAAGAACAUUGAUCUUUUGUACACAAAGGAAGUUGUCGAACUUCUUGGGACACUGGGUUUUGAUCCGAACUUUGGAGCAAGACCUGUCAAGAGAGUGAUACAACAAAUGGUUGAGAAUGAAAUUGCCAUGGGAGUCUUAAGAGGAGACUUCAAAGAAGAGGACUCUAUUAUAGUUGAUGCGGAUGUAUCCCCAUCGGCUAAGGAUCCUCCUCCUCAUAGUAGAUUAUUUUUCAAGAAGGUGGAGAAUAGCUCUGGAAUUGAGGCUAUGGUUGCCAAUGACUGAUACUGCAUGCGUGAGCUGUACAUAUAUGCGAAGUAGAACUAGUUACUAUGUUGUUUUUGUUUCCCAUUCAGCAUGAGAGGAUAUUGAUAUCACGAUUCAUGCUUGCUUGUUUGUUUGGUUGGUUGGGCGAUUUGCCCUACAAAAGUUGUAGUUAUGAAUUAUAUUUUUGGUUGAA
This is a messenger RNA of Diospyros lotus (date-plum), 3283 nucleotides long. RefSeq names its product chaperone protein ClpB4, mitochondrial. Gene Ontology annotation, cellular component: cytoplasm. Gene Ontology annotation, molecular function: ATP hydrolysis activity; ATP binding. Gene Ontology annotation, biological process: cellular response to heat; protein refolding. The record is from RefSeq and is a predicted model, not a curated record. Bases 163 to 3108 code for a protein of 981 amino acids. Lineage: Eukaryota; Viridiplantae; Streptophyta; Magnoliopsida; Ericales; Ebenaceae. The transcript has 10 exons.